CUCCGUUUCUUGAACGAAGCAACCAUAGUCUUCUCUACACUUCCGCAGCUUUCCUCUCUACACGUUUUCUGGUUUCCUCUCUCUAAAACCUCCUUCCUCUCUACCAUGACUCAGCCAGAAAACUCUACCAAAACACUCAAAUUCCUCUACAGCUACGGCGGCAAAAUCGUCCCCCGCCCUACCGACGGCAAACUCCGCUACACCGGCGGAUCCACUCGCGUCCUCGCCGUCGAUCGCUCCAUUUCAUACGCAGAACUGUUGGUGAAAUUCGUUGAAUCGUGUGGAUCUUCAAUGAUUUUGAAGUGCAAGCUACCGACGGAGGAUCUAGACGUGUUAGUUUCGAUCAAAUCCGACGAAGAAUUACGUAUUGUGAUCGAAGAGUACGAGAGAGUUUCGCCGGAAUCGAAGAUCCGAGCCGUUCUGUUUCCGUUGAAAUCAGUGAAGAAAAUCUCUCAACCGCCGUCUCCGGUAUCCUGUUUCGAUUUCCCCUCUGUUUCGAAGCCCUAUGCGGCGGUUGCCGCGCACUUCCAAAGAAAUCCGCCGCCGCGGUAUCAGAAACCGACGGCGGCGUACCGGUAUGCGUCUCCAGUCAUCGGAUAUCCCGUCCCCACCGCCGCCGUCGCCGUGAAUAACUACUGCCACGAUGUGAGGAGUUUGAGGCAUUUUCACAAUGCGGCGAGAAGUAUUUACACUCAAUAGUUGUUGGAAUGAAAAGAGGGGAAAAAGAAGAAGUUGUUUCUAUUUUUUUUCUUGACGUGCUUCUUUUUUUUUUCUUUAUUGAACAUAAACGGGGAAGAAAAAAAAAACAUAUGAAAUAUACAAACAAUUAUUUUUUUUUCUGGUAAUUUAUUCUCAAAAAUUAAUUGUUUGUUUGAUUCUAAUUAGCCGCCGUUAAUCGAAAACUCGAUUAUAUCGCUAACGAAUUUUCCGUCACCGCCGCUUCUUCGUAUUCUCCGUCGUCGCGUGGUGUACACGCCCGAUUCGUUACAUAAUAGGGCAAAAUAGUUUUUACAACGGUUAAUAUGCUUUUUAAUUUAUUUUUACGAGUUUUAAUUCAUUGACUGAUUUAUUUAAUUGAUUUAUAUUGGCAGGUUUAUUUUAAGGAAGGAGUUUCAUGACUUUACCGUAAAAGCAACGGAUUUGAUGUGAUUUUGGGACCUACAAGGCUGCAAUACCAUGUUUAGAAUGUUACACCAAUAAUAUUUAAUAAUAGAGUUAAGUCGGAGAAUCGUAUACAACAAUAAUUAAUGGGGUUUUUUUAUUUGAAAUAAGGCAACUUGACCAGCUAAUAAUUUGAAGGACAACAUAGUUGGGGUUGUUUCAGUGUAAAUUACGUGUGUUUUAAAAGUUGUCUAAGAGGGAGUGAAAGGACAUUUUAAGGGUAA
Molecule: messenger RNA, 1385 nt
Organism: Salvia hispanica
Lineage: Eukaryota; Viridiplantae; Streptophyta; Magnoliopsida; Lamiales; Lamiaceae
Product: RAF-like serine/threonine-protein kinase 20
Molecular function (GO): protein binding
Source: RefSeq, a predicted model, not a curated record